AUUGGCGACAAGUGGAGGGAUGAUGGAGGGUGAGAAGCAGAGGGGGGGUGGGAGAAAAUGCCUCCCCGGACAAUCCCAAUGCCCAAUGGCCCCAUCUCGCCCAUCUCCAAGCAUCCCCCCCGCCUCUCUUCUCCCCUCAGGUCCUUGCUAGAGCUCAUUUCCCUUCGACAAUGCUCAUUCCGCCGGAUGGAAGACUCUCCGCGGAGGGCUAUAAAAGCCCUCUCCUCGUCCUCCCCCAUCUGGCCUUGCUCCUUCUUCCUUUUCCAUCUCUCCAGGCCUCUCUUGUCUAUUCCCAUUCGAUUGAUCAGAUUUGUCCAUUGACCAUACAGCGUCUGAUCUCUGACAUACCAGCUCCUUC
Molecule: messenger RNA, 358 nt
Organism: Aspergillus homomorphus CBS 101889
Lineage: Eukaryota; Fungi; Ascomycota; Eurotiomycetes; Eurotiales; Aspergillaceae
Exons: 1
Coding region: 58-321 (87 amino acids)
Source: RefSeq, a predicted model, not a curated record